AUGGGGCCCCCUGGGCAAUAGGGGAUCAUGAGGCCCCUAUGUCCUUGCCUAAGCUCAAAAAAGCCUCCAUCUAACAUGGUACUUUAUGGUAAAAGUAACCAUUAUGCUUUACGUAAUGAUAAAUGAUCUUGGAGAGCACAGUUAAGGGAAGGUGGUUAUAUUGUGUACAGGGGCGGACUGACAACUCAUGGGGCCCCCGGGCAAUAGGGUAUCAAGGGGCCCCUGUGUCCUUGCCCAAACUCAAAAAAGCCUAUGAAAAAGGUACCUGGGGCAUCUCAUGGGGCCCUCUACUGACCCUGGGCCCUUGGGCAGUGCCCGAGUUUCCAAAUGGUCAGUCCGCCCCU
This is a messenger RNA of Staurois parvus, 344 nucleotides long. The record is from the annotation of a GenBank genome assembly. NCBI's taxonomy places the organism in Eukaryota, Metazoa, Chordata, Amphibia, Anura, Ranidae.